Bicyclus anynana (squinting bush brown) is the source of this 894-nucleotide messenger RNA. Its product is annotated as RWD domain-containing protein 4. NCBI's taxonomy places the organism in Eukaryota, Metazoa, Arthropoda, Insecta, Lepidoptera, Nymphalidae. The coding region runs from base 176 to 730 and encodes 184 amino acids. Gene Ontology annotation, molecular function: protein binding. The record is from RefSeq and is a predicted model, not a curated record. The transcript has 5 exons.
AAAAAGUCAAAUAAAAAUUAGUUUCUCAAGAAAGUAGAAACUUAUUUUAUUGUAGAUAAUUUUUAUAAAUGAUUAGCCAAUGCAAUUAAUAUCUUAAAAUAAUUUUCGUUCUUUAAUUUAAUUGUACUUAAUAGAUAUUAUUUAAAAGUAUUUCAGGAUCUCGUUAUAGUCAACAAUGUCAGACGACGCAGAACAGCAGGCUGACGAAAUAGAAGUCCUCAAAUCAAUUUAUGAGGGUGAUGACAAUUUCAAACAAGUAGAUGCAACCACAUACCAAUAUAAGUAUAUUGAUGGAGAGAAAUCAUUUAUAUUAGAAAUAACAUGGGGACCUACUUACCCUACGGAAAAGCCUGGUUUCAAUUUAGAAAUAUUUUAUAAUCAAAAUCUAUUGCCGUCAGUGAAAGAGAAAAUCCUGUCCAUACUAAAUACAGAGGCCGACCAGUGGGUGGGGUGUGCUAUGACAUACACACUGUUUGAGUGCCUCAAGGAGAAGGUGUCGGAGAUAUUGGCCGAGCAAACCGAGGAGGCGAUAGUAGCACGGAUUGAGAAGAUUGCAGUUACUGAACAGACUGAAUCGAAGAAACCAGAGAAGAAGGAGCAGUUAAGCAAAUCGCAGAAGAGAAGAGCAUGGGACCGCGCGGAGGUGGGGCGAGCAGGAGAGAAGCCGCGCGGCUGGGACUGGGUGGACAUUGUGAAGCAUCUCUCGCAGGCGCCGCACGUGCCCGCGUGACACGAACUCGCACAGUAGACCAUAGACAAUUUAUAUCAAUCAUAGACAUCUUAAGGCUGGCCGCACACGAGCAAUAUUGUUGGCAAUACAUGCGUUUACAUACUAUAAAGCAGGGUAAGGUUUUCUAAACACGUCCCAAAUCAUUAUUAAAUUUUAACUGACCG